ACUAAUGAACCCAUUUAAAUUUUAUCUUUUCAAAGGUUUUCUAAGCAAUAUAAAAGAAAUUAGACAUAUCAUAAACCUUGACAAUAAGAUUGUAUUUUGUAUAUUUUGCAGCAAAUGACCUCAAGAUUAAAAAUAAAUAUAAAUGGGAUGAGUGCAGAUUAUUCAAGAACUUCUUUUAUAUUUUAGGAGAAAGAAAUAUUUUUGACAAAUUAAGAAAAUUUUAAAAGAUCUGUGGCGCAUUUAAGCAUGACUUUUAUGUAAAAAUUGUGUCUAUGUACAAAUAGAAACACUAAGUUAAGCCUGAAAGGAUAAAAAUCAAGAAACUACUGACAUAAUUCCAUUCAAUAAAAUCUAGGGUGCUGCUCUGAAAAGUAUGUAGACAUUUGGGAUAUUGACAGCAAUAUGAACAAAAAAGGACCCAAAUGCACAAUCAGAGCCCAGGAGGGACAGUAUGCUCAUGAGGGGUGUUUGAGGGAAAGCCAAGUGGACAAGGGUCAGUGGCUCGGCAUGGCCAUGAUACUUCAGUAGUGGUUCAUCCACGUACACUGUAAUAGGAUGGAGCCCAGUUGCUUAUAGGUCACUUUACAAUGGAAACAAUCAAAAACCCACCCACAGGCAGAUAUCCAGGGAUGAACUAUAGCACCAAAUAAGAAAGGAAGAAGGACCCAGAAUUAUGACACUCAUAGCACAAAACUAAAUAAACAUUGCAAUAAUUACUGAUCCAACACUUGACUCCACCACAACUGCCACUGGUCUAAGUGACCUAACAUGUCUAGAAAAGGGAAACUUCCUAGACUUGUUUAUUAAUACAGGAGUUCUAUAUCAGUUUUGCACAGUGACACAGAUUAUAUUUAACUCUAUUUUUCUCUCACAUGCAAUUAUGGAUAUUACCUUUUGGGGUCAUUCACUCACACAGAAAUAUCUGACUUGUAAUUGCCUGUAUAUGUGCAUAAUCCUAUGUCUGCUUACAUCUAUUUUCAUCUUUUAGGGUUGUCCAUAAUUUUAGGGAUAAUGAGUGAAUACAAGAGAAUCAUUCUUCUAAAUGGAUUAGAGUGUAUGGAAGACAACCACUUUAGGAUGAUCAAGUCCAUAUUAAGAAAAAAACUAAAUCUAUCUAAAAAGAUGCAAGAUGAUUAUGACAGAAUUCAGAUUGCUGACCAGAUGGAGGAUACAUUCCCAAAAGAUGCAGGACUGGACGAACUGAUAGAUGUGUGCCAGAGCAUUAAAGAACUAGAAGGUCUUGCCAAAACCCUUAAAGCAGAGAAGGCAAAAGUUCAGAAGCAAAAGAAAGGAAAAAAUAAAACUGCAUUGGGAAAAAGAAAGCAAGAUGCACCCAGUAGUUCCCAAUCUCUUUCCACUGGUAAUGAAUCAAACAAGAAUAAACCCCCUUCAAAGAAAAAGAGAAAGAUGCCCACAAAAAUUGAAGAUGGCAAGAAAAGGAAGCUUACCCAGGAGCAGACUCAGCUUCCAGAACCUUCAGGAAGCUACAUACUGAAAGAUGAAGGUUGUCUCCAGACCUCUCAUAGCCCUCCACCGACACCACUGAGCAGUUCCUCCAACAAGACACCAAGGACGGGAAACAUACCAGCAGAACCUGCUAAGGAAGAGGGUUAUCAUCAAGAAUCCAAAGAAGUGAUGGUUUUGAAAGUAACAGAACCAUUUACUUAUGAUUUGAUUGAUGACAAAAGGAUGUUCCAUGCCACAGUGGCGACUGAGAAUGAAUUCUUCAGAGUGAAGAUUUUUGACCCAGUCCUAAAGAACAAGUUCAUUCCAAAUAAGAUCAUUGCCAUAUCAAAUUAUUUUGGCUUAAAUGGGUUUCUGGAAAUACAUGAAGCUUCCUGUGUGUCUGAUGUAGACAUGAACAGAACAAUGGCUAUCUCAAAAACACUGAGGCAAAGAGCCAAUGCGACUCCUAAAAUUAGGGAUCUUUUCUCGCAGGCACAGGGGACAUAUGUGAAUGGAGAGUUUGUGGUAUACAAGAAAACUGAGAGGAAUCCCUUCAUUUACUAUGGAAUUGAAGAUGAUACAGGGAACAUGGAAGUGGUGGUCUAUGGGAGACUGACCAGUAUAAAGUGUGAGCCAGGCCAAAAACUUCGACUCGUCUGUUUUGAAUUGUCAUCAAGCAAAGAUACAUGGCAACUGAAGUCUGUAAGACACAGUAACAUGCAGUCUACAGAAAUUCUUCUCUGCUAUCAGCAAACAGCUCAACAUCACUGUGUGAACUUGGAGAAACUGUCCUCUCAAGUACUGUCCAUAAUAUUAGGGAUAAUGAGUGAAUACAAGAAAAUUGUUCUUCUAAAAGGAUUAGAGCGUAUGGAAGACUACCACUUUAGGAUAAUUAGGUCCUUACUAAGAAAAGGCCUACACCUGUCUGAAAGGAUGCAGAAUGAUUAUGACAGAAUUCAGAUUGCUGACCUGAUGGAGGAGACGUUCCCAAAAGAUGCUGGACUCGGCAAACUGAUAGGAUUUUGUCAAGAAAAUAAAGAUCUUAAACACCUUGUUGAAGAUCUUAAAGCAGAGAAGGCAAAAGUUGAAAAACAAAAGAAAAGAAAGAAGACAACUGCAGGGGAAGGAAAGCAAGGGGAGCCCAGUGGUUCCCACACUCUUUCCUCCAGUAAUGCACCUUCUUCAGAGGAAAAACAAACUGCAGAAACUGAAAGUGGCAAAAAAAGGAAGCUUACCCAAGAGCAGACUCAGCUUCUAGAACCUCCAGGAAGCAACACACAGAAAGAUGAAGGUUGUCUCCAGACUUCUCAGAAGCCUCCAACAUCGUCCAGCAAUUCCUCCAACAAGAAACAGAAAACCACAAAUACCAAAAAACAGAGUACUCUAAAGACAGAUGAUUCCCAGACAAAACACCAGCUUCUAGGAUUGUCAGCAACCAGCAACUCGUCAGCUGCAUGGGAAGGCCAGACUCUUCUGGGGCUCGCAGCAACAGCUUCUAGCAGCUUCCACACUCCCCAGACACCUCCAGAAACAUGCGACUCUUUAAAAACGUCUCAAGACUCUCCAUCACCACCCUGCCAAAGUUUUCCAAUAUCUCCAGUAUCAGACUCUAGCAUCCAUCUGAACUCUCCCGUGACUCUAACACUAUCCAAUGAUGUCCAAACUCCUUAUGUACCUUCAGCAACAGCAUCCAAUAAUGUCUGGGUCCCUAGUGUGCCUUCAGAAAGGAUGUCCAGUUCUCUCAGUGCUCCUCAGAUGUCUCCAGUAUCAGGGUCCAUCAGUGCCCAGAACCUUCACCUACUUACAACAGCAGCAUUCAAUAGCAUGCAGAUUCUUCACAAUCCUCAAACAGUAGCAUCCAGAAGUGCCCAAACCCCUAGAGUACCUGCAACAUUGAAAAGCAAAGCCCAGGUCAUAAAGACGCCUCUAGCAGCAGCAUCCAGCAGUGUUCAGGUGCCCCACGCUCUUCCAGGGGCAGUGUCCAGAAAUGUCAGCACCACUCAGGUGCCUCAAAGAACAACAGGCAGUAGCAUUCAGACUCUUAACCCUGCUAGAGUAAACGUACCCAGGAAUGCUCAGGUCCCAGGUCCCUUAGCAACAGUACCUGCUUAUUUCCUGACUUCUUUGCCAUCUCCAGCAACAGCAUCUAGUAGUGUCCAGGUACUUCCACUAACAACAUCCAACAGUCUUCCAGAUCCUCGGGUGCCUAGACCAAUAGCGACAAGUAGAAUCCAGACCACUCAAAUGCAUCCAGCAGCAGUAUCCAGCUUCAUCCAGGCUCCUCAUGCUCCUCCACUGACAGUCUCCAGAAGUGUGUGCCCCACUCAAGUGCCUCAAGGAGCAGCAUCCAGUACUGGUCAAACUCUUCCCUGUCCUAAAGUAAAAGCACCUACAUGUGCCCUGGCUCCCCAGAUGCCUUCAGCAACAACAUCUGAAAGUCUCCUAGCACAAUGUACAUCUCUACCAAAAGCAUCCCAAAGUCUCCUGGCUCCAAUGGGGUCUCCAGCAACUACCAGCAGCAGUUCAUGCAGGACACCAAGGAUGGGAAACAUACCCAAGGAACCUGCUAAGAAAGAAGGUUAUCAUCGAGAACCCAAAGAAGUGAUGGUUUUGAAAGUAACAGAACCAUUUACUUAUGAUUUGAUUAAUGACAAAAGGAUGUUCCAUGCCACAGUGGCGACCGAGAAUGAAUUCUUCAGAGUGAAGAUUUUUGAUCCAGUUCUAAAGAACAAGUUCAUUCCAAAUAAGAUUAUUGUCAUAUCAAAUUAUUUUGGCUCAAAUGGGUUUCUGGAAAUACAUGAAGCUUCCUGUGUGUCUGAUGUAGACAUGAACAGAACAAUGGCUAUCUCAAAAACACUGAGGAAAAGAGCCAAUGCAACUCCUAAAAUUAGGGAUCUUUUCUCGCAGGCACAGGGGACGUAUGUGAAUGGAGAGUUUGUGGUAUACAAGAAAACUGAGAGGAAUUCCUGCAUUUGCUAUGGAAUUGAAGAUGAUACAGGAAUAAUGGAAGUAGAGGUCAACGGAAAACUGACCAGUAUAAAGUGUGAGCCAGGCCAAAAACUUCGACUCGUCUGUUUUGAAUUGUCCUCAAGCGAAAAUAAAUGGCAGCUGAAGUCUGUAGAACACAGUAACAUGCAGGUCGUCAAUGUCAGAAAGAAAGUCCCUCAAGCCUGAUUCAUAUCUGAAAACCUGGAUAGCAAAGAUACUGGUUAUGGAGAUAAGAUCCAAGUCCAGAAAAUACAUGUAUACAUGAACUGUUGAAAUACCAUACCUUUGAAAGCCAGCUCCUUUUGUUUUAAUUUUUCAAAACAGGAUUUCUCUGUUUAGUCACUUUUGUCCUGGAAAACACUUUGUAG
Messenger RNA from Arvicola amphibius (Eurasian water vole), 4802 nucleotides. Its product is annotated as gamma-interferon-inducible protein 16-like. NCBI's taxonomy places the organism in Eukaryota, Metazoa, Chordata, Mammalia, Rodentia, Cricetidae. Bases 958 to 4620 code for a protein of 1220 amino acids. The transcript has 13 exons. Gene Ontology annotation, biological process: activation of innate immune response; cellular response to interferon-beta. The record is from RefSeq and is a predicted model, not a curated record. Gene Ontology annotation, molecular function: double-stranded DNA binding.